This is a messenger RNA of Engraulis encrasicolus (European anchovy), 2205 nucleotides long. RefSeq names its product VPS9 domain-containing protein 1-like. Lineage: Eukaryota; Metazoa; Chordata; Actinopteri; Clupeiformes; Engraulidae. Gene Ontology annotation, biological process: vesicle-mediated transport. The record is from RefSeq and is a predicted model, not a curated record. Gene Ontology annotation, cellular component: cytosol; endocytic vesicle. The transcript is spliced from 11 exons. Gene Ontology annotation, molecular function: guanyl-nucleotide exchange factor activity; small GTPase binding. Bases 448 to 2202 code for a protein of 584 amino acids.
CUGUGCGUAAUUGUGUUUACUUUGUUAACUUAACGGUUGUGGACGAGGCCAAUUUCUUCACACAAAGCUCAUGCACGUUUGUGGCCUAAUUCACGGGGUUAUCAGCAGACGAACAUUAAGUGGGCAUUCUGACUACUCACUCAGUCUUUGCGCAUGCCUGACAUUUCUGACCAGGUGAUCGCUUUCGCGCGGGUCGAUUUGUGGGAAGGGUUAAUUUUAGUUCUUUCUAAAUUUAGCUCUAGACAUCACCUGUGAAAGAAUCCACUGCUACUCGUCGCUUGUCCACUUCGGAGCUAAGACGCUGUUGUUUCCCCCUCACAUUUAAUGUUUGUUUAAGUCUAUAGCGAUACAGGCAUUUGGGGUCUUGCCUUCAAAAACAACGACACAAAACAAAUGACUGGGAAUUAAGGAUUUUAUUUCGCCACUAGACCCUUUGAAUUUGUCUUAAUGAAUGUUCAGCUUGUAAUUUUAACCAACAAAGUUUGCUUGUCUGAGAUAGAACCGGGAGACUCGACUGUUAUCUUUAUAGUUUGUACAGCAAAAAUGUUUCGCAGACGUCGUGAAAGCCAAGUGGACUUCAAAUAUCAUUGGAAGAGAAUUAAGACUUUUGUGAAGACGCUUUCCCUUCAGCGACAAAUGAUGGAAAACCUCAUCAUCGCCAAAGCCAGACAAGAUGCUCUUCAAAGGAAGAUGGAGGAACGUCGGCUCAGGUUGCAGGAGGAGGCAAACAGGAGGUUUGUGUCUUCUGGAACUGUGUCGGCAGAGGACCAGGAGCAGCGUUUGCUUUACGCCAACAUUCUAGAAUAUGAGCAAGACCAUGACUGGCCAAAGGUGUGGAAAGCGAACCUGAAGAAGAACCCAGAGGACCCCGCUCUGGUCUCUGGACUGGUCAGCUACAUGCUUGGUUGUCCUGACCACCCGGUGGUGCAGCUGCUGCAUCGCCUGCAGUACCGCAUCUACAACCGCCUGUACCCCAUCAUCAGCAAGACGUGCGGCGGCCCGCCUCCCAGCCCCGCCCUGAGCGUCGACGGCGGUGGUAGGGGUUACGGCAGCAGCUACGGCAGCAGCUACGGCUAUGGCUACACCCCCAUCAAGCCCUCGCGCAGCGCCCACACCCUCCUGCUGCACCACCGCGACGUCAACAAGCCCAGCGGCGGCGGCACCAGCGGCGUCAACCACUCCCUCUCCGACAUGUCCCUGUCCCUCUCCAUGCACGACCACAGCACGCACGACCACGAGCACAGCUCGCACUACGAGACGGACGGCGAGGAGCUCUCGCACUCGCACGGCGGCGGCGGCGGACACCCGGCGCUGGACCGCGACAACUCCUUCGAGGACCUGGAGGAGUACCUGCCGCGCCUGGACUGGGGUCACCCGGCCCAUCAUCUGCACCACCACGACCAUGACCAUGACCAUGACCUUGACCUGACCUCCGAGCUUGCGGGGCACGGACACGGACGGGUGGACGGGGAUGGGGACGCGGAGGCGGAGGCUCACAUUCUGGAGCAGGAGGAACGGGCCAUGAAGGAACACCUCAAGCUCAUCGUCAAGGACAUACACAACGCCAUAGAUCGUCUGUUAUCACUUUGCCUGCUGUCCUUUGAGUGUCUGAACACUGCGAGCGCAAAGGACCUGUGUGUGGCCAGUAUAGAGGAGGCUUUCUUCACCCCGCUCUGGACACCGCUUAUGGCACUCUUCAGGAAGGUGUUCCACAGUCGAGAGCUGGCGUUCGAGCUCAGCAUGCGUCUGUACCAGGACGCGACGCCAGGUGACGUUGGCGUGCCGUCCAAGCUGUACCCGAGCGACCCGUCGUCCUCUGUGAACGCGUACGAGGUGGCCGUGCAGGAACUCAAGAUGGUCUGCAGAGACUGCUGCCCGCAGAGGAAACUUGAGUGCAUCGUAAGAACACUGAGGCUCAUCUGUGCAUGUGCGGAGGAAUACCGGUGUCUCCAUGACGACAACACGCCUCCCAAAACGGCUGCAAUAGGUGCAGAUGACCUGUUGCCCAUCCUGUCCUUUGUGGCUCUGCGUACGGAGCUGCCCCAGCUGGUGUCGGAGUGUGCCGCCCUGGAGGAGUUCAUCCACGAGGGGUACCUAAUAGGCGAGGAGGGCUACUGUCUGACCUCCAUGCAGAGUGCAUUAACCUACGUGGAGUCCCUGCACACCUUGACAACUCCGCUGGCCAACACCAAACUGACUUGACGG